CUCCGCGGAACCCGUAAUUCGCAAUGCGCAGGCUCAGCACCCGGCGGUAAAUUCGAGUGAGAGAGGGAACGGGUGAAAGUGGAAUUAGGGCAGAUAGAGACAGAGAUAGAGAAAUAGAAAAAGAGAAGUACCGCGAGGGUUUGUCAGUUAAAGGUGGGGAAAUGCCGUGAAGGGAUUGGGGUAGCGAGACAUUGGUCUACUCCCUGUGCCGUGGGGACAGAAGAGAAAGAAAGAACGAAAGAGAGGACUAGAGGAGAGGAGGCAUACAGAGUGUGAAGGGCCUGAGGGACAGGUUCAGUCGAGGAGUGAGAUUGGGACUGGGAGAGUGGAUCAGGCUCUGGCACAGGGACAGUGAGCUUCCCUCUAUGGAUUUACAUAGGGCUUCAACUAUAAUCUAGGGAUUGUAAUAGUGAGAAUCAAAUGAGAGAGGGGCUCAAGUUAUUAGGCCGGAUUUCUAAACGGUUUGAGUUUGAUAGACCGUGAAUGCAAUGCUGCUUUGUUCCGCUUAAUUAUGUUGAAGAAUGAGGCAAAUCAAGAAUUUUACAGUGACCUGAUCAAUUAAUGGAUUGUGAGCUAAUUUUGUUAUAUUUGAUAGUGGAUGUACUGUAAUUGAGAUUAAUCAUAUUCAUUGAUAACUAAAGAAUAAUUGAUAGCAAAACACAAAAUUUGAGAUUGUGAAAAGAGAACUCUGUUUUUUUUAAUAAUGUUAUUAAUAAUAAUUGUUGAUUAAAGAGUGGGAGUAAACCAACUCGAUAUUAAGUUGAAGCACUAGAUUGAAAUGGGGUUUCUAAGUUCACAGGAAUUGUUUAGCAGUAAUCUAUAAAGUACUCCACGUUUAUCUGAAAAGGCUAAGAUAUUAAGAGCAAACUCCAUUCAAAGGAAGCUGGAAAAGAAUUGCUACAUAACAUUAGACCUGAUCAUUUGGCUCACUGAAGUACUGAAUCAACUGCUUGACAAUGGCAUAGAUGCAAUGGAAGCUGAAGAAGUUUCACUGGUCAGUGAUUAUGACCUAGAAGUUGGAUGAGACAAAGACUCCUGUGCUCAGCUAUCUCUUCAAGUAAACUACAUCAUGGAAUUUUGAGAGAGAAGAAACUUAAAACUGAUUGAAUAAGUUGUUAAAUUGCAUUGAAAUCUCAGUUUCAGAAAAUGAGAAGAAGUCUAGCCCCAAGUCAGCUUGCCAAGCGAAAGCCAGGACAUUUGUCGGAUGAUGAUGAUGAGGAUGUGAUGGGACAUGAACUCAGGCCUCCUGGCCCAGAGUUAGGGACACUACUACCAUGCCACAAAAUCCCUGAAGCCUACUGCACCUGGUAUUCUCGGAGUCCAAAACGGCGCAAACUGGCAUGUCAGCGAGACAAUGGUGAAAAUUUUAUGUCACCAUUUCGGAAACCGCUAGCACAACUAACUAAUCGACCUGUGUGUCUUGACAGCAGCCAGCAUGAGGCUUUCAUUCGUAGCAUCCUAGCCAAGCCUUUCCGAGUGCCUAUUCCAAAUUAUACAGGGCCCUAUAACAAAGCAUUAAAAGUGCAGGCCUCAUAA
Molecule: messenger RNA, 1536 nt
Organism: Rhincodon typus (whale shark)
Lineage: Eukaryota; Metazoa; Chordata; Chondrichthyes; Orectolobiformes; Rhincodontidae
Product: DNA repair and recombination protein RAD54-like
Exons: 6
Coding region: 1147-1536 (129 amino acids)
Source: RefSeq, a predicted model, not a curated record